UGGCGCGCAGCGGCGGGCUCCUUCCCUCUGUGGUCUGGGCCAGGUGGACUGGAAGGGGCGGAGGUAACCACAAGCGGCCAGUGGAGGCCGCCCCGCAGGCCCCCCACCCCCUCCACGCAGCGCUCGCGACUCGCGUGCAGGGGGAAGGCGCCAGCUGUGUUGUUCAGAGCGGCACCACCGCUGCCUGCCUCUCUGCGAAGCGCCGCCGGGGCGGCCGCCGUGCUCAGUCCGAAGUCGGCCACCAUGGAGGCGCAGGCACAAGGUUUGUUGGCACGUGAACCACUGCAAGGACGAGAUGAAGACACAGUAGCCAGUGCAGACUUCUCUAGCACGCUCUCUGAGGAGGAAAAAGAAGAGUUGAAGGCGGAGUUAGUUCAGCUCGAAGAUGAAAUUACAACAUUAAGACAAGUUUUAUCAGCAAAAGAGAGGCAUCUGGUUGAGAUAAAACAAAAACUGGGCAUGAACCUGAUGAACGAAUUAAAACAGAACUUCAGCAAAAGCUGGCAUGACAUGCAGACCACUACUGCCUACAAGAAAACACAUGAAACUCUGAGUCACGCUGGGCAGAAGGCAACUGCAGCUUUCAGCAACGUUGGGACGGCCAUCAGCAAGAAGUUUGGGGACAUGAGAUCUCACUCCAUCGGCUACUCCAUUCGCCAUUCCAUAAGUAUGCCUGCUAUGAGGAAUUCUCCUACUUUCAAAUCAUUUGAGGAGAGGGUUGAGACAACUGUCACAAGCCUUAAGACGAAAGUAGGCGGGACGAACCACGGCGGAGGCAGCUUUGAGGAGGUGCUCAGCUCCGCAGCCCAGGCCAGCGCGCAGAGCGCGGCGGGCGGCCCCCGGCGGGCCCAGGACGGGGAGCUGCAGUGCUAGGGCCGCCCGCGGCGCACACCCGGAGAGGAAGACCAAAAUUCCACUGGGAAAAACCCAGGCCUUGACCUUGUUCUUCAAAUGGCCUCACCCAAAGUUUAAUGGAAUGAUUUCCAUUUGUAUUUGUGUUGAUGAUGGACCACUUGACCAUCACACCUCAUUGGCUGUCAUCUUUUAAAAUGCCCCCUCUUAAGCAGGUACAUGGUUGGUCAUAACCCUUAUCUUUGUGUAAUUCAAGAUGUGUUUUCCCAUCGUAGCUACUAUUUGCUUUAUUUGCUUAGACCCCUUUAAGAUAUGCAUGUCUUUGAAGGCUAAGUGAACACCCCCUUUUAGUUUAGUGGGAUCAAGGAGCUCUUUCUGACAGCCUCCAGCAAUGGGUUGACCUGCUGCAAAUUCCAUCCAACUGCUUAUAAUCACUCUUAACUCUAUCAAUGUAUGUUUAUUUAAGCAAUUAAAAUAAUGGAUUUUAAA
Manis pentadactyla (Chinese pangolin) is the source of this 1341-nucleotide messenger RNA. It is a transcript of the gene TPD52L1, whose product is annotated as TPD52 like 1. NCBI's taxonomy places the organism in Eukaryota, Metazoa, Chordata, Mammalia, Pholidota, Manidae. Gene Ontology annotation, cellular component: cytoplasm. Gene Ontology annotation, biological process: positive regulation of apoptotic signaling pathway; positive regulation of MAP kinase activity. The transcript has 8 exons. The record is from RefSeq and is a predicted model, not a curated record. Bases 244 to 873 code for a protein of 209 amino acids.